AUGGCCACCAUCGAAAACUCAGCUGACGUUGAAGCUGUAAAAAACUUGAACUAUACAGGAAAGGCUUGGAUUGGCCUCUAUGAUGAAUUGGUAAACAGCUGGAAGUGGUCUCUAAGCAACAGCAGCUUCUAUGGGGAAGGAGCGUCAACAUUUAGAAACUGGGACAGUGCAGAACCUACCAAUAUUGGUGGAAUAGAGAACUGUGUUGUGUUGUAUUCCUCCACGGGGAAAUGGCACGACUACCCCUGCAGCAGCACAUUUCACUUUGUCUGCUACAAUGCCCCUAAAAAUCCAGAAGGCUUCAGAUUACUGAGACAAGAUGAGAGCAGCAUCACUCUGCAGUGGAAUAGAGUCAACAGCAGCAUCAGUUUCAUUCUCCAGUUUAGCGGCACAGAGACAAACAUCAGAGCAUCAGAUGGAGAUGGACCAGUGAACUACACAGUAUCAUCUCUCUCUGCUGGAGCCAAAUACAGAUUCACUCUCUUCUCUGUGUUUGAGAGCAUCAGAAGCAGUGGAGUCAGCAUUGCAGCAGCGACUGCCCCCCAAAAUGCAGAAAGCUUCACAUCACUGAGACAGGAUGAGACCAGCAUCACUCUGCAGUGGGAUGUUGUCAAUAACAAUGUCAGCUUCAUCCUCCAAUAUAAUGAAACAGAGUUGAAUAUAACACCACCUGCUGGACAACAACCAUUACUUCUGACAGUUUCAUCUCUCACUCCUGGAACCAGAUACACAUUCACUCUCUUCUCUGUGUUUGAGAGCAUCAGAAGCAGUGGAGUCAGCAUUGCUGCAGUGACUGCUCCUGAAAGUGCAGAGGGCUUCAGAGCAUCAGGACAAAAUGAGAGCAGCAUCACUCUGCAGUGGAAUAAAGGAGACAACAGAACCAGCUUUGUUCUCCAGUUUAACGGGUCAGAGACAAACAUCAGUUCACCAGAUGGAGAUGGACCAGUGACACAUACAGUCACAUCUCUCACUGCUGGAACCAGAUAUACAUUCAUACUCUACCAUGUGUUUAUGAAUGUUAGAAGCAGGGCUGUAAACAUCACGGUUGCUACUGCUCCAACAAAUGUCGAAGGUUUGAGAGCAUCAGAUCAAGAUGAGAGCAGCAUCACUCUGCAGUGGAAUAAAAUCAACAACAGCACCAGCUUUGUUCUCCAGUUUAAUAGAUCAGAGACAUUCAUCAGUUCACCAGAUGGAGAUGGACCAGUAACUCACACAGUAUCAUCUCUCACUGCUGGAACCAGAUACACAUUCACUCUCUUCUCUGUGUUUGAGAGCAUCAGAAGCAGUGGAGUACAAUUUCAAGCUGUUACUGCUCCUAGAAACACAGAAGCUGUGAGAGCAUCAGGUCAAGAUGAGAGCAGCAUCACUCUGCAGUGGAAUAAAAUCAACAACAGCACCAGCUUUGUUCUCCAGUUUAAUGGAUCAGAGACAAACAUCAGUUCACCAGAUGGAGAUGGACCAGUGAACUACACAGUUUCAUCUCUCACUGCUGGAACCAGAUACACAUUCACUCUCUUCUCUGUGUUUGAGAGCAUCAGAAGCAGUGGAGUACAAUUUCAAGCUGUUACUGCUCCUGAAAAUGCAGAAGCUGUGAGAGCAUCAGAUCAAGAUGAGAGCAGCAUCACUCUGCAGUGGAAUAAAAUCAACAACAGCACCAGCUUUGUUCUCCAGUUUAAUGGAUCAGAGACAAACAUCAGUUCACCAGAUGGAGAUGGACCAGUGAACUACACAGUCUCAUCUCUCACUGCUGGAACCAGAUACACAUUCAAUCUCUUCUCUGUGUUUGAGAGCAUCAGAAGCAGUGGAGUACAACUUACUGCUGUCACUGCACCUAAAAAUGUCGAAGGUUUGAGAGAAUCGGAUCAAGAUGAGAGCAGCAUCACUCUGCAGUGGAAUAAAAUCAACAACAGCACCAGCUUUGUUCUCCAGUUUAACGGAUCAGAGACAUUCAUCAGUUCACCAGAUGGAGAUGGACCAGUGAACUACACAGUCUCAUCUCUCACUGCUGGAACCAGAUACACAUUCACUCUCUUCUCUGUGUUUGAGAACAUCAGAAGCAGUGGAGUCAGCAUUGCUGCAGUGACUGCUCCUGAAAAUGCAGAGGGCUUCAGAGCAUCAGGACAAAAUGAGAGCAGCAUCACUCUGCAGUGGAAUAAAGGAGACAAAAGCACCAGCUUUGUUCUCCAGUUUAACGGCACAGAGACAAACAUCAGUUCACCAGAUGGAGAUGGACCAGUGAACUACACAGUUUCAUCUCUCACUGCUGGAACCAGAUACACAUUCACUCUCUUCUCUGUGUUUGAGAACAUUAGAAGCAGUGGAGUACAAUUUGAAGCUGUUACUGCCCCCCAAAAUGCAGAAAGCUUCACAUCACUGAGACAGGAUGAGACCAGCAUCACUCUGCAGUGGGAUGUUGUCAAUAACAAUGUCAGCUUCAUCCUCCAAUAUAAUGAAACAGAGUUGAAUAUAGCACCACCUGCUGGACAACAACCAUUACUUCUGACAGUUUCAUCUCUCACUGCUGGAACCAGAUACACAUUCAUACUCUACCAUGUGUUUAUGAAUGUUAGAGGCAGGGCUGUAAACAUCACUGUUGCUACUGCUCCUGAAAAUGCAGAGGGCUUCAGAGCAUCAGGACAAAAUGAGAGCAGCAUCACUCUGCAGUGGAAUAAAGGAGACAACAGCACCAGCUUUGUUCUCCAGUUUAACGGAUCAGAGACAUUCAUCAGUUCACCAGAUGGAGAUGGACCAGUAACUCAUAUAGUCUCUUUUCUGACUGCUGGAACCAGAUACACAUUCACUCUCUUCUCUGUGUUUGAGAGCAUCAGAAGCAGUGGAGUACAAUUUCAAGCUGUUACUGCUCCUAGAAACACAGAAGCUGUGAGAGCAUCAGAUCAAGAUGAGAGCAGCAUCACUCUGCAGUGGAAUAAAAUCAACAACAGCACCAGCUUUGUUCUCCAGUUUAACCGAUCAGAGACAUUCAUCAGUUCACCAGAUGAAGAUGGACCAGUAACUCACACAGUCUCAUCUCUCACUGCUGGAACCAGAUACACAUUCACUCUCUACUCUGUGUUUGAGAGCAUCAGAAGCAGUGGAGUACAACAUACAGCUGUAACAGCCCCCCAAAAUGCAGAAAGCUUCACAUCACUGAGACAGGAUGAGACCAGCAUCACUCUGCAGUGGGAUGAUGUCAAUAACAAUGACAGCUUCAUCCUCCAAUAUAAUGAAACAGAGUUGAAUAUAGCACCACCUGCUGGACAACAACCAUUACUUCUGACAGUUUCAUCUCUCACUGCUGGAACCAGAUACACAUUCACUCUCUUCUCUGUGUUUGAGAACGUCAGAAGCAGUGGAGUACAACUUACAGCUAUCACUGCACCUAAAAAUCCAGAGGGCUUCAGAGCAUCGGAACAAGAUGAGACCAGCAUCACUCUGCGAUGGAAUAAAGUCGGCAUCAACACCAGCUUUGUUCUGCAGUUUAACGGCACAGAGACAAACAUCAGAGCACCAGAUGGAGACGGACCAGUGAAACACACAGUCACAUCUCUGACCGCUCGUACAAACUACACAUUCACCCUGUUCUCUGUGUUUGAAAAUGCCAGAAGCAGUGGAGUCAGCAUACUUGCAGCUACUGGGCCAAAUUAUGUUUUGGGAUUGAAUUUGAAGUUGGAGCUUCUUGGAGAAAUGUCAGAAUCAGAGCUAGAAGACGCUCUGAUAGAGCUCUUCAGGAAAUAUAAUCUGCCGCCACAGUUUACUCUGAAAAUCAUUUCUUCCAAACCAUGAAAUCACCGAUGGAAUCAAAUUCUGGAUAAUUCAUCUGUAACUUUGUUUCCUUUCCCUGAAAUAACAUGAAGUUUAUUUUAUGUACCAAUUUCAUAAUUCUGGGAUGUUGUCAUUUUACAGAUUUGAUUUUCUUUUGCUUGAUAUUUUAACCUGUUUUUGUUCACCAAUAAUUUGAUUUAUAUAUGUUUUUUUUUCAUAAAUCAUUUGUGUACAUUUCUUCUGUGAUUUCUAUUGCCUUUAAAUAAAGUUUUGGGUAUAAAUGAAGUGGUUAAUUUUUAUUGGAAAAGUAGUCUUGGACAAAAUACCAAGAGCUGCAUGCAAAAUCUAACAAAAAAUAAAA
Molecule: messenger RNA, 4123 nt
Organism: Poecilia latipinna (sailfin molly)
Lineage: Eukaryota; Metazoa; Chordata; Actinopteri; Cyprinodontiformes; Poeciliidae
Product: tenascin-X-like
Exons: 18
Coding region: 1-3783 (1260 amino acids)
Molecular function (GO): protein binding
Source: RefSeq, a predicted model, not a curated record